Molecule: messenger RNA, 3872 nt
Organism: Gymnogyps californianus (California condor)
Lineage: Eukaryota; Metazoa; Chordata; Aves; Accipitriformes; Cathartidae
Gene: ZNF341
Product: zinc finger protein 341
Source: RefSeq, a predicted model, not a curated record
GGCCGCCCCGGCUCCAAGAUGGCGCAGGCGAUCUUCGAGGCGCUGGAAGGAAUGGAUAAUCAGACGGUGCUGGCUGUGCAGUCCUUACUGGAUGGUCAAGGAGGUGUGACGGAUCCAUCUGCUCAAAAUGUCAACUCCUCCACUGCCAUCCAGUCGAUGGAUGACGAAGACGUGUUCCUCUGUGGGAAGUGUAAGAAGCAGUUCAACUCACUGCCUGCCUUCAUGACCCACAAGAGAGAGCAGUGCCAGGGAAAUGCCCCUUCCCUCUCCACAGUCUCGCUGGCCACCAACAGUGUGUAUACCCCCUCCAUCACAUCGGUGCAGCAGGCUCCAAGCGCCAGCCGGCAGCAAAUUUCUACGUACAUCACCGUUCCUCCAUCACCUUUGAUUCAGACCCUGGUGCAGGGGAACAUCUUAGUCAGCGAUGAGGUGCUGAUGUCGGCCAUGUCUGCUUUUACAUCCUUGGACCAGCCCAUGCCGACGGUGCAGCCCCCGGCGCAGAGCAGCUUGAGUAUGCACGCUGGGGCUGGCUACCUCUCCCAGCCCCCCCCGCCUCCGCCUCCCCCGCCGCCACCCCCUCCUCAGCCUCCGCCGCCUCCCCCCCCGAGCAUGGGGGCUCCGGGGCAGCCCAGCGCCGGCGGCAGCGGGGUGGUCGAAGUGUACAGUGCGCCUGCUCCUAUGGCAGCAAACAGCACGGUGGAGAUCCAGACGCUGGGGAUGCAGCCCUAUCCGCCCAUGGAGGUACCGAGCCAGUGUGUAGAAAGUCUGUACCCUUCUCCUCCUGUGUACAGCCCUGGGAAGCAGGGGUUCAAGUCCAAGAGCACCAGCACUCCCACACCUUUGACCAGCGCAGGAGGAGGCAGUGUGGUUGGUUUUGAUUCCACCUCCGCUGCCAAAAGUCGGCGCUGCAAAAACGAGAGCGGGCUGCAAGAAGGCAAACCCAAGUCCCCCAAGCUGAAAUGCACUUACUGUGACAAGGCCUUUACCAAGAACUUUGACCUGCAGCAGCACAUCAGAAGUCACACAGGCGAGAAGCCCUUCCAGUGCAUCGUGUGUGGCCGAGCCUUUGCCCAGAAGUCCAAUGUGAAGAAGCACAUGCAAACCCAUAAAGUGUGGCCUCCAGGGCUGGGGUGCACUAUCUCCCGCAACUCCAUCACAGUGCAGGUCAUGGCCUUGAAUCCCAACCAGCCGGAGGACGAGGAGAACACAGGUUUGACUCAGCCCUCAAGGAACCCCGCACCACCGCCCCAAGACAUGAGCCCCUUGGACGAGAGCGAGGCGGGCAAACUGGAAGCCAAGCAGGUUGUCUUGAUUGAUAGCUCUUACCAGUGCCAGUUCUGCCCCAGCAAAUUCAACACCUAUUUCCAGCUCAAAUCGCACAUGACACAGCACAAGAAUGAGCAGGUGUACAAGUGUGUGGUGAAGACCUGUGCUCAGACCUUCCAGAAGCUAGAGUCCUUCCUUGAGCACAUCAAGAGUCACCAGGAGGAGCUGAGUUAUCGCUGCCACCUCUGCAGCAAGGACUUCCCCUCCCUGUAUGAGCUGGGCGUCCACCAAUACUCCCACAGCCUGCUGCCCCAGCACAGCCCCAAGAAGGACAUGGCCGUGUACAAAUGUGUGAAGUGUGUAAAUAAGUACUCCACCCCGGAAGCCCUGGAGCACCAUCUGCAGACAGCAACGCACAACUUUCCCUGCCCUCACUGCCAGAAGGUGUUCCCCUGCGAGAGGUACCUGCGCCGCCACAUCCCCACGCAUGGCGGGGGCAGCAAGUUCAAGUGCCAGAUCUGCAAGAAGUUCUUUCGCCGGGAGCACUACCUCAAGCUGCACGCCCACAUCCACUCGGGUGAAAAGCCCUUUAAAUGCUCAGUGUGUGAUGCAGCUUUCAAUCGGAAAGACAAACUCAAACGACAUAUGCUGAUCCAUGAGCCUUUUAAGAAAUAUAAAUGUCCCUUCUCAAGCCACACGGGCUGCAAUAAAGAGUUCAACAGGCCUGACAAGCUGAAGGCUCACAUACUGUCCCAUUCGGGGAUGAAGAUCCACAAGUGCCAGUACUGUAACAAGUCCUUCAGCCGACGAGCCCACAUGAUAGAGCAUCAGCGCUCGCACACCGGCAACUACAAGUACCGCUGCCCCACCUGCAGCAAAGGCUUCACGCGCCACAAGUACAUGAAGGACCACAAGUGCCGGCUGGGCUCGCCCAAGGACAAAGACCUGCAGCUCAGGAAGCCCCAGAAGAAGCGGGUGGCGCGGGGGCGCAAGGCGGGCCUUUCCCUCCCCAACCAGCUGGGUCUGGCAGAGCUGAAGGACGGUGCCGCUGGGGAAAGCCCCCCCGAAGGUGGCCCUAACAAAGAACCGUUCCAGGAGUCGGAUGCUGUCCUGUCCAUCGUGGUUGGUGGGUCGGGAGCUGCUGACUCGGACCUUGUCGUUCCUGGGCAGCCCAACAGCAUCGCGUCCAAUUUGGCCCUGGCAGAACUGCAGACUGCCUCGGAUGGCCCCUGCACCAUGCUGGCUGUCCCUGUUUACAUCCAAACGACAGAGUGAUAAGGCGUAGAGCCACUGUGUGGCUGAGGGCUGCUGCUGAGGCUGUCAGACUCGGUGCUGAAAUUUAUCCCAGUGAAAAAGACCAAAGCUCUUGUGGGGUGGUAGAUGGAUAUGGGAGAGAAUGGCUUUCAUCUCCACUUAUUCUUCCCAUCCUUGGGCAGGGGACUGCUUGGAAGCCACUGACGGCUACAAGGCACUGAAGAGAAUGGCUCCAUUAUUUCUUGUCCCUCUGCAUCACUGGUCAGCCUAGGGCAAGAAAGACUAAGAUCCCUGAAUCAGGGUAAGAAGAAGGAGCAUGCAAACUUGCAACAAACAGAGCUGCUGAAAUCAGGUGGCUUUGCAAAUCACAGCCUGUCCCAUCUGUGGUUUUUCUGGCCUAAAAGCUGUAUUGCCCAGUAUUUGGGUGGCCUUUCCGAGAGCAAACAAUUGAUCCUUCCUAGUGGAAGCAAGUUCAUCCUGAGAUCCUUUGGGAACACUGUUCAGAAAUACCCUGAUAGACUUAUCUCUGGUAUCUUUCUCCUCUCUGUCUCUAUCAGUAGAAAGAUCACCUUGUCUGUACUACAUGUGUUAUAAACACCGUGGACCUCAUGUGCUGUGUGAAGUUGGUGGGUGGGAGCACGCGCGUGUGUUGGCUCUUCUCUCUGGUUGGUAUUCUCUCCACAGUGUUUGUUCUUUUCACAGUUUUUCUCCACAUCCAAGGAUCUCCAAGUGCCUUAGAUAUCAAUGAGUCAAUCCUUGUGACAGUUAAAUGUGACACCUUCUGUGUACAGCGGGGGAGACUAAGGCCUGGGUGAAGUGACCUAUCCAGGGUCACACAGGAAACCUGUGAUGCCUCCACAAGCCAGUUUUCUAGCAUCGGCUCUGGACUAGGUGCUGCAGGGUACUUCUGUGCGCUUCUUCUCUGUCAGCUGCUUCCCAGCCUGCGCAUUCCUUUAGCUCAGUUCUAUGGGCCAGUUGUUAGUAGUUUCAGUGGGUCACUGGCAGGUGGGGAGUUGGUGUGGUUAGGUAGCAAGAAAGUCCAGUGUGACUAGGACAAUUGCUGUUGUCCGCUUGGCUUCUCCUCUCUGAUUUCCCAAGUAGGAGUCCCAAAGCCAGCACGGGAGCACCAAACCCAGGAACUGAAAAUUACCAUUGUGCAGUGUUGGUAAGGGAGCUUCACGAGCAGGUCUGGAGCCCAGAGUAGGUAGGAGAGCAGGCAAGUGUGCUGCUCCCUUCUCCACUGCCCUGCCGGUCUCCUUCUUCCUUCCUGUACCACGCUCAGCCUCCGCUUUCAUGCUGCCACAGGAUGCCCUGGCUGUGGGGAAGGGAACUUGACUCAGACCUGCACAACA